Messenger RNA from Lachancea fermentati, 2187 nucleotides. Lineage: Eukaryota; Fungi; Ascomycota; Saccharomycetes; Saccharomycetales; Saccharomycetaceae. The record is from the annotation of a GenBank genome assembly.
AUGUCCGGCAAUUCAAAUACAUCGGAUCAAUUUGCUCAGAUAGGUAAAGCCCUGUCUACAACUGCCUCCGCCUUUUUCGGAUCGCAAUCCAUGGAAGACACCAUUCUUUCAUACAGCAGCCCUUAUAAGAAGCUUUUACACCAAACGAUCACACACGCAGGCUCCAGUAACAGCAUACUGAAAUUGCAUAGGAGCAAGAAUCCUUUCAAAUCCACUACAAAUGACUCCUUUCAGGAUCUAUACUCAGCUACUAAUGGCAAAUCAUUUUUCCAAAAUCAAUUCAGCAACUCCAAGACAAGUUUUCAAGUGUUGAGCUAUUUAAGUGAAGAACUACUUAACGACAUACCAUCCGAUAGUAAUGCCACACCCAAAGGAUCAAAGUUGCUGACAGAAAAUGGGGAAAAAGCAAAGAAAAAGAAAAACAAGAAUGAACCUUCUCUCUUUCAAGGUUUCACGGCCUCUCUACCGGUAAUCAAUGAAACAAUCGACACACAAAAGAAGAUCGACAAUGGCGAAGAAAAAAGUUUGCCCCAAUACUUAACAAACGGCAGCGACUCUGGGAGCUACGACGAAGAUGCAGAAUUUUCUCUGCCCGGUAAUAUCGAUUCUAAACAGAUAAACAACACGUACUCUUUGAGCUUCUUGCACCAGGCAUGUCAGAAGGUAACCGAUAAUUUGGAUCUGCUCGAAAUUCAGAAAAAUUUAGCUGCAAGUGAAAUAAGGGAAAUUGACACGAAGCUAGAGAAGUUGAAGAUAAUGAGAGACCUCGUUUUCAAAAGAGUAGCCAAGGUUGAACAGAAUGAACUGUUCCUCGAAAAGCAUCUAAUAAAUAUCAAGGACAGAAUUGAUAUGAUUAAGGAAUACGGGCUUGAACAAGAAGACGACUCUUCGUCUGAAGAAAUGGAAGCGCAAAAAUUAAAGCAAGCAUCACUGGCCAUGGGCAGAUCUACCUCCACAAAAAGUGAAAGGAGCAAUCCAACUGAGCAUGAGGAAAAUGAUCGUAGUGAAGAUGACAGCGAAAACGAAACUUCAGCCUUGAUCAGCCAAUCCAUCUAUCAAAAGCUUCAAAACAAUCCACCGCAAUCGCAAGCAAAUGCAUUAAACAAGCAUAUCAACUACAAGAAAAAGCAACAACAAUAUAGCCAUCACCAUAGAAAAACUUUCCCCACUCUUCAACAAUAUUAUGAUCCCGGAAGUAAAAUUGCCUCUUUCCAAAAAGCGCAUGAUGACAGUAUAACAUGUCUCGAUUUUGACAUGCCGUUUGGUACAAUGUGCACUGCAGGGAAGCUUGACCAUGAGGUCAAAAUCUGGGAUCUGAGCAAAAAAACACACAUUGGCAAUCUGGCGGGGCAUCUUGCUUCUAUAAGCUGCAUGCAGAUGGAUCAAUAUAAUACUCUAAUUACAGGUGGUAGGGAUGCUCUGUUGAAGUUAUGGGAUGUAGAAAGGGCAGUCCAAGUUUAUGAUGAAGGAGGAACCAUUACCGAAAACAAUGAAGAUCUUUGCAUUCACAAUUUUGAUGCCCAUGUUGAUGAAAUCACCGCAUUACACUUCGAGAGUGACGUCUUAAUAUCGGGGUCUCAAGAUAGGACCAUUAGACAAUGGGAUCUCAAUACCGGGAAGUGUUUACAAACCCUUGACUUGAACUUCACAAACAGGGGACCUUCAGGUGGGUUGUCUACCAUUCGGUCCAAUAAUCCACGAAGCAGCGUACUGCUUACGCGCAACGAACCCCCCGUCAUUGGCGCAUUGCAAUGCUACGACGCAGCUUUAGCAACUGGUACUAAAGAUGGCGUAGUAAGACUUUGGGAUUUAAGGUCUGGACAAGUGGUUCGGACUCUUGAAGGUCAUACCGACGCGAUCACCGGAUUGCAGUUUGACUCUGUCAAUUUAGUUACGGGAUCCAUGGAUAGGAGCAUCCGGAUUUGGGAUCUUAGAACUGGGUUACUGGCAGAGGCGUUUGCCUAUGAAAGCCCUAUCAGCUGCUUGCAAUUCGAUUUAGACAAAAUCGCUGUCGCAACCAACGAAAAUGCUGUAAGAGUCUAUGAUAGAAAAGAAGAUAGACAUUGGGUUUGCGGAGGCGAUAAACCAGUAAGCGAAGAGAAUAAUAACGUCGAAUUCAUCCGUUACAAAAAUGGUUAUCUAAUUGAUGGGCGAACGAACGGAGAUGUAAACACCUGGGCCAUAUAA